AUGGGUAAUGCAGCGGAUAAAAUAAUAGAGCAGAAAAGAUGCAAAAUGGAACUGGAAUAUGAAGCUCGUAAACGGGAUGUGGAUCUCCGUGACAAGGAAUUCAAGAACAGACACACAUUAGAAAUCAGGAAAUCCGAAGCGGAUUAUCAACACAAAAUUGCUGAAUUGAUAACAGAAAUGAAAAAAAGCAAACUGCAAGCCGGGAAAGAACUUGCACUAUCCUAUAUUAAUACAAUGAAUUUAAUAAUCGAACAGAAUAGUACUAUUUUUGAGUCAGCUGAACCACUUUUACAACGGCUUGAAAAUGGAAAAUUGCCAGAAUCGGUAAAAAAGGCUACCGAAAAUUUUAUAGAAAAAUUAUUUAAUAAAUUUAUGACUACGGAAGAUCUUUUGGAAUUUUCAAAACAACAAAUUAAAGAUCUUCAGCUUAAACAAGAUAAAGAGUUUUCCCGAUUGUUAGACAUCGCAGUUGAUCAGAAAGUUAUCACGUUAGAAAAUAAAAUAUAUCUCCUAGAAGAUUAG
Acaulospora morrowiae is the source of this 522-nucleotide messenger RNA. The record is from the annotation of a GenBank genome assembly. NCBI's taxonomy places the organism in Eukaryota, Fungi, Glomeromycota, Glomeromycetes, Diversisporales, Acaulosporaceae.